AUGGACAACUUGCACCACCAAUCCGACGCCAACUCACCAACGCAUCGACCAAAGCUGCACCAUGCUCGUCCAUAUGCCUUGCCAUGGUACCAGGACACAUUCUGGGGCUCUCUGGUCAACAGGCUGUCUAAGGGCAAGUUGAUUCCGUAUCCAGAGGAAAGGGAUGACUUUGUGCCGCCCGAAGAGUAUCUGCCCGGAUUUAAGACCAAGCGCGCUCAGAGCAACCACACUUGCGGAUGCACACAGGCUGCUCGGUCGCCGUCGUCCGCAACGUCCGAGGCAACACAUGUCGGUGACGGUGCUGCAUCGACUGCGGAAAAGCCUGCUAAGCCGUCUAUGGUUGAGUCGAGCUCGAUGAACUCACAACGUCGUUCGACUGGUAGCGAUCAAGAGCAGCUUGAAACAGCACCUGACUCGCUCGAAGACGACUCGGACCCUUACCUGGUCGAUUGGAACGGCGAGUCGGACCCAGAUAAUCCGCAGAACUGGCGGAUGCCACGCAAAGCUUUCGUCACAGCUCUACUUUGUCUGCUUACGGUCUCAGUGUACAUGGGAUCGGCGAUUUACACGCCUGGCGUCGAGCUCUUUUCUUCGUGGUUCGGCAUCGGCGUGGUGCCUGCCACUUUGGGCUUGUCGCUUUUCGUCUUUGGCUACGGUCUGGGUCCGAUGAUCGGCUUCUCAGCAGCGUCUGAGAUCCCCGCUAUCGGGCGUUUGCUACCUUAUCUAUUGACGCUGUUCAUCUUUGUCAUCUUGCAAGUGCCUACGGCGCUGGUGACUAACGUUGCCGGAUUCAUGAUCUUGCGUUUCCUGGCAGGAUUGUUCGGCUCGCCUCCGCUGGCGACGGGUGGAGCGAGUAUUGGCGAUUUGUACUCGGCGCGCAAUCGACCGCUUGCACUGGGAGUGUGGGGUCUGUCAGCCGUGUGUGGUCCAGUGUUGGGUCCCUUAAUUGGUGGAUUUGCCGCGCAGAGUUUCGGUGCCGAGGGUUGGAGAUGGACCAUCUGGCCGCUGCUCAUGCUGUCCGGUUUCACAUUGGUGGUGCUCGUCGUGACACUUCCCGAGACGUCAAGCGCCAACAUUCUCUACCGUCGAGCUAAGAGGCUACGCAAGGUAACGGGAAACCCAAACUUGCGCACCAAAGGCGAGAUCAUGUCCGCCAACUUGACCAGUAAGGAGCUCGCUAUGAUGACCUUCGUCCGACCUUUCGUGCUGUCGUUCACGGAACCUAUCGUCCUCGGUAUCAACUUUCAUAUCGGUCUGGUCUAUGGAAUCCUCUAUAUUUGGCUAGAAGCCUUUCCGAUUGUCUUUGUGCAAACGUAUGGCUUCAACUCUGGCGAACUCGGUCUUGCAUUCAUGGGCAUUUUUGUAGGAGCCAUUUUGACUUAUAUCCCCUUCGUUCUCUGGCACAAGUACUCGUAUGGACCGCUGUUCGAUCGAAACGGUGGCAAGGUGGCUCCGGAGAAGUGGCUGGAACCUGCCAUCUUGGGGGCGUGGGCUAUCCCUAUCUGCAUGUUUGGCUUUGGUUGGACAGCCAACGCUAGCAUCCACUGGAUCGUGCCUAUCAUUCUCUCUUCGUUUUUCGCGGUCGGAACUUUCCUGCUCUUUCAAUCCGGUCUCUCGUACCUGGGUGACUGUUAUCCGGAAUCCAUCGCUAGUGUCUAUGCGGGAAACGACUUUUUUCGAGCCUCGAUCGGCGCAGCACUCCCACUCGUCGCCAGAGCCAUGUUCAACAACCUCCAGGCAAACGGCCCUAAAGCUUUCCCCGUCGCUUGGGGUUGCGUUCUCAUCGGCUCCAUCUCCAUCAUCAUGGCUCCUAUUCCUUUUGUACUCUACAAGUUCGGUCCUAAACUGCGUUCCAUGUCCAAGUACGCCGUCGACCCUUCCGCAAGCGCCUCCAGCCAGAAGCACAACCCCAACGAAAAGAAGUAA
Molecule: messenger RNA, 1926 nt
Organism: Mycosarcoma maydis (corn smut)
Lineage: Eukaryota; Fungi; Basidiomycota; Ustilaginomycetes; Ustilaginales
Product: putative H+ antiporter involved in multidrug resistance
Exons: 1
Coding region: 1-1926 (641 amino acids)
Biological process (GO): xenobiotic detoxification by transmembrane export across the plasma membrane
Molecular function (GO): fluconazole transmembrane transporter activity
Source: RefSeq, a predicted model, not a curated record